Messenger RNA from Protopolystoma xenopodis, 483 nucleotides. NCBI's taxonomy places the organism in Eukaryota, Metazoa, Platyhelminthes, Monogenea, Polystomatidea, Polystomatidae. The record is from the annotation of a GenBank genome assembly.
AUGCGGGCUAACUGUUGGCUCUUCAUUUGGGUUCUACCUAAUCGUUGCUUGGCGCGUAUAGUGGUUGAGGGGCCCCCUUACGAUUGGGCAUCCUCUGAGUUCGCUUGCUAUCCACCCGUUUUCCCGCCGCAGAUACCUUAUCGAUCGUUGGGUAUCAGCACGCAUCCUACAUCAAUUUUUGGAGAACCAUGUGGCUGUCACGACAUUCCCAACAUCCGCUCCGUUCCCUCGCUAGGGUAUUACCGCAUGCCACGCGAUGGUGUACUUGGAUCCAUUAACUAUUCGAGGCGUUCACGUGCCACUCCUGCCAUGCUGUUAUCACUUCGCAUGGAUGCAUGCUCAGCUUCGGGGACCUUAUGUCUCAUUCGUCAUGCCCGCAUUUCCGGGCCUGACUGGUAUCCGGCAGAAGUGAGGCGCGUCCUAAAAAGCGAAAAAACUCCCGCGAUCUUUGCCGGUCCUAACAAUCCACCAUUAUCCGAAUAG